GGGAGGGCGUGCGGCGGGCGGGCCUGACGUCGGGGGCGUCCGAUCCGAGUCCGCUCUCCAUCACUCCUGGCAAGUGCCUGGCCGCGCGGAGCUGAGCGCGAAGGUCUUGGAGCUCGGGGCGGCUGCACCAACCGCACCUGCGGGGACCUCGCGCCUCGCCCCAAGCGCGGCUCGGUUGCGGUGCUCCGCUGUCCUCUGGGCAUGGCGCGCGUGAAGACCGGCUCUCCCGACUGCACCGGCCGCCUGUGAGCCGGAGAGCCGAGGACCGAGCGCGAGCGCGACCGCGCGCACGAUGCCUGUCCGGGCGGAGGUGCACUCGGCUUGGCGCACGGUGGCCCUGGCGCUGCUGCUACUCCCCGCCGUGCCUGCAGCCUCCUCGCCGCGCCCCCCGCGCCCGCUGCAGCCAAGCAUGCCGCACGUGUGUGCAGAGCAGAAGCUGACCCUGGUGGGCCACCGGCAGCCCUGUGUGCAAGCCUUCAGCCGCAUGGUGCCUGUGUGGAGAUCUGGCUGUGGACAGCAGGCAUGGUGUGUUGGCCAGGAGCGCAGGACUGUGUACUAUAUGAGCUACAGGCAGGUGUACGCCACAGAGGCCCGCACUGUGUUCAGGUGCUGUCCCGGCUGGAGCCAGAAGCCUGGCCAGGAAGGAUGCCUCUCAGACGUGGAUGAGUGCCGUGCUCACAACGGUGGCUGUCAACACAGGUGUGUGAACACCCCCGGCUCCUACCUCUGUGAGUGCAGACCUGGCUUCCGGCUUCACACAGACGGCAGGACCUGCCUGGCCAUCAGCUCUUGCACUUUGGGAAACGGUGGCUGCCAGCAGCAGUGCGUGCAGCUCACGGCGACGCAGCACCGCUGCCGGUGCCGGCCCCAGUACCAGCUGCAGGAGGAUGGCAGGCGCUGUGUCCGUAGAAGUCCGUGUGCAGAUGGCAACGGUGGCUGCAUGCAUAUCUGCCAGGCGCUCCGGGGCCUUGCCCACUGUGGCUGCCACACAGGUUACCAGCUUGCUGCAGACCGCAAGGCCUGUGAAGAUGUGGACGAAUGUGCCAUGGGGCUGGCCCAGUGUGCUCACGGCUGCCUCAACACUCAGGGGUCCUUUAAGUGUGUGUGCCACGCGGGCUAUGAGCCGGGUGCCGACGGCCGGCAGUGCUACCGGAUCGAGAUGGAGAUUGUGAACAGCUGUGAGGCUGGCAAUGGCGGCUGCUCGCACGGCUGCAGUCACACCAGCACGGGGCCCCUGUGCACCUGCCCUCGAGGUUACGAGUUGGAGGAAGACCAGAAGACCUGCACUGACGUCGAUGACUGUGCCAACUCCCCAUGCUGCCAGCAGGUGUGUGCCAACACCCCUGGUGGGUAUGAGUGCAGCUGCUUCGCUGGCUACCGGCUCAGCACGGAUGGCUGUGGCUGUGAGGAUGUUGAUGAGUGUGCCUCCGGUCACAGCGGCUGCGAGCAUCACUGUUCAAACCUGGCUGGCUCCUUUCAGUGCUUCUGUGAGGCUGGUUACCGGUUGGAUGAGGACCGCAGGGGCUGCACCCCCCUAGAAGAGUCCGUGGACCUGGAUGGCCAGCUGCCCUUUGUGCGGCCCCUGCCCCACAUUGCGGUGCUGAGGGAUGAGCUGCCUCAGCUCUUCCAGGAUGACUAUGGGGCUGAGGAGGAGGCGGCGGAGCUGCGGGGAGAGCACACGCUCACUGAGAAGUUUGUCUGCUUGGACCACUCCUUUGGCCAUGACUGCAGCCUGACCUGUGAUGACUGUAGAAAUGGAGGGACCUGCUUCCCAGGCCUGGAUGGCUGUGACUGCCCAGAGGGCUGGACUGGGAUCAUCUGUAAUGAAACUUGUCCUCCAGACACCUUUGGGAAGAAUUGUAGCUCUCCCUGCAUCUGUCAGAACGGUGGGACCUGUGACCCGGUGUCAGGAGCCUGCCGCUGUCCCCCGGGUGUCAGUGGCGUCCACUGUGAGGAUGGCUGCCCCAAGGGCUUCUAUGGCAAACAUUGUCGUAAGAAAUGCCACUGUGCCAACCGGGGCCGGUGCCACCGCCUCUACGGGGCCUGCCUCUGUGACCCAGGGCUCUAUGGCCGCUUCUGCCACCUUGCUUGCCCUCCCUGGGCCUUUGGGCCGGGCUGCUCAGAGGAUUGCCGCUGCGAGCAGGCACACACACGGUCUUGUGACCCGAGGGACGGCAGCUGCUCCUGCAAGGCCGGCUUCCAGGGCGAGCGCUGCCAGACAGAGUGUGGGGCAGGCUUCUUCGGGCCAGGCUGCCGACACCGUUGCAGCUGCCCGCCUGGUGUAGCCUGCGACCCUGUGAGUGGCGUGUGUCGGAAGCAGUGUCCUCCUGGCUACCAGGGGGAGGACUGUGGCCAAGAGUGCCCGGUGGGAACGUUUGGUGUGAACUGCUCUGGUUCCUGCUCCUGUGUGGGGGCCCCCUGCCACCGAGUCACGGGGCAGUGUCUGUGCCCCCCAGGGAAGACUGGGGAGGACUGUGGAGCAGAUUGUCCCGAGGGCCGUUGGGGGCUUGGCUGUCAGGAGAUCUGCCCUGCGUGUGAGCAUGGUGCCAGCUGCGACCCUGAGAGCGGAGCCUGCCUUUGUCUCCCCGGCUUUGUUGGUAGCCGCUGCCAGGAUGCUUGCCCAGCAGGCUGGUUUGGGACAGGCUGUCAGAUGAGGUGUGCUUGCGCCAACGACGGCCACUGCCAUCCAGCCACUGGACGCUGUAGCUGUGCCCCUGGGUGGACCGGCCUCAGCUGCCAGAGAGCCUGUGACAGUGGACACUGGGGGCCCGAUUGCGUUCACCCUUGCAACUGCAGUGUAGGCCACGGGAGCUGUGAUGCCGUCAGUGGUCUGUGCCUGUGUGAAGCUGGCUACGACGGUCCUCGGUGUGAGCAGUGGUGUCGCCAGGGGUACUUUGGGCCUAACUGUGAGCAGAAGUGCAAGUGUGAGCACGGAGCAACCUGUGACCAUGUCAGUGGGGCCUGUACCUGCCCAGCUGGCUGGAGGGGGAGCUUCUGUGAGCAUGCUUGUCCUGCUGGCUUCUUUGGACUAGACUGCGGCAGUGCCUGCAACUGCUCCGCUGGGGCCAGCUGUGAUGCUGUCACCGGCUCCUGCAUUUGCCCAGCUGGCCGCCGGGGCCCACACUGUGCCCAGACGUGCCCAUCCCUCACCUAUGGGCUUAACUGCAGCCAGAUUUGUACCUGUUUCAAUGGUGCAUCCUGUGACCCUGUCCAUGGACAAUGCCAUUGUGCCCCUGGCUGGCUGGGACCCACCUGCCUGCAGGCCUGUCCCGCUGGCCUGUAUGGCAAGAACUGUCAGCAUUCCUGUCUUUGCCGCAACGGAGGGAGCUGUGACCCCGUCUUGGGCCAGUGCACGUGCCCAGAGGGCUGGACCGGUUUGGCCUGUGAGAGUGAGUGCCUUCCGGGACACUAUGGAGCCGGCUGUCAGCUCAGCUGCAGUUGCCUUAAUGGGGGCACAUGUGACCGGCUCUCAGGCCACUGCCUCUGCCCAGCUGGCUGGAUUGGGGACAAGUGUCAGAGCCCCUGUGCCAAGGACAAGUUUGGGGUUCACUGUGAGGAGCGCUGUACCUGCCGGAGAGGUGCCCCCUGCCACCACGUCACGGGGGCCUGCCUCUGUCCCCCAGGAUGGAGGGGCUCACGCUGCGAGAGUGCCUGUCCAGGUGGCUGGUUUGGAAAGGCCUGUGCCCAGCGUUGCCACUGCCCACCCGGUGCCUCCUGCCACCACGUGACUGGGGAGUGCCAUUGUCCACCUGGCCUCACUGGCCCUGGCUGUGAGCAGGCCUGCCAGCCUGGCACCUUCGGGAAGGACUGUGCGCACCUAUGCCAGUGUCCUGGUGAGACCUGGGCCUGCGACCCUGCUUCAGGGGCCUGUGUGUGCGCUGCUGGUUACCAUGGCACUGACUGUCAGCAACGAUGCCCGUCUGGGCACUAUGGGCCAGGCUGUGAACAAGCUUGUAAGUGUCUCAAUGGUGGCUCCUGCGACACAGCCACGGGAGCCUGCUACUGCCCUGCUGGGUUCCUUGGGGCUGACUGCAGCCUUGCCUGUCCACAGGGUCGCUUUGGCCCCAGUUGUGCCCACAUGUGCGCGUGCGGGCCCGGGGCGGCCUGUGACCCUGUGUCAGGGGCUUGCAUCUGCUCUCCUGGGAAGACUGGCAUCCGCUGUGAGCGCGACUGUCCCCGGGACCGGUUUGGCAAGGGCUGUGAGCUCAAGUGCGCCUGCAGGAAUGGAGGCCUGUGUCAUGCUACCAAUGGCAGCUGCUCCUGCCCUCUGGGCUGGAUGGGGCCACGCUGUGAGCAGGCCUGCCCUGCUGGGCGCUACGGUGCUGCCUGCCUCCUGGAGUGCUCCUGCCAGAACAACGGCACCUGUGAGCCCACCACGGGUGCUUGCCUCUGUGGCCCUGGCUUCUAUGGUCAAGCUUGUGAGCACUCCUGUCCUCCUGGCUUCCAUGGAUCUGGGUGCCAGGGAGUCUGUGAGUGUCAACAGGGAGGCCCCUGCGACCCUGUCAGUGGCCGAUGCCUCUGCCCUGCAGGCUUCCAAGGCCAGUUCUGUGAGAGGGGGUGCAAGCCAGGCUAUUUCGGAGACGGCUGCCAACAGCAGUGUCACUGCAGCAAUGGUGCGCCCUGUGACCCCGUCAGCGGCCUCUGCCUCUGCCCCCCGGGGCGCACAGGAGCCAGGUGUGACCUGGACUGCAGAAGGGGCCGCUUUGGGCCUGGUUGUGCCCUGCGCUGUGACUGCGGGGGUGGGUCUGACUGCGACCCCAUCAGUGGGCAGUGCCGCUGUGUGGAUGGCUACACGGGGCCCACCUGCCGGGAAGCGCCCGCACAGCUACCCUCCAGCAGACCAGCACCCCAGCACCCCAGCAGCAUGAAGCACUAACCUGGAGGACUCCCUCACGGUGUUCCCACCACUGUGUCCAGCCUCUGCUGGUGCCCGAGAGGACGUUCACGGGACUCCUGGCUCCACGCCUCUUCCGGAAAGCUCUGGUCCCUGUGGAGGGCUGUGGCUAUUCACAUAGACACCUACG
This is a messenger RNA of Meriones unguiculatus (Mongolian gerbil), 5024 nucleotides long. It is a transcript of the gene Megf6, whose product is annotated as multiple EGF like domains 6. The transcript is spliced from 36 exons. The record is from RefSeq and is a predicted model, not a curated record. The coding region runs from base 293 to 4876 and encodes 1527 amino acids. NCBI's taxonomy places the organism in Eukaryota, Metazoa, Chordata, Mammalia, Rodentia, Muridae. Gene Ontology annotation, molecular function: protein binding; calcium ion binding; zinc ion binding.